CAUACACACAAGUGUAGCGGUUCAUGCACAAUUUGUCGUCACUUGCGGCGACGAUGACUUAAUUUGUUUAGCAGCAGCCCACAAUUAUAGCAGCUGAGUCCCAGAGCUGACCAAAGAGUCAGCCUCUGCGGCCGUCGGCUGCUCAUUCGCACUCUGAGCAGCGCUGCGUCCACACAUACACAUAUAUGUAGGCACGUUCUCCAGCACGAACAUGGAUAUGGACAUGGAUAUGGGCAUGAAUUUGGGCAUGGACAUGGCCAUGGAGAGGGAUAUCAACAUUAAUAUCAACAUCAAUGCAAGCGAGACCCUUGAGCUCUCAACCUACCUCCUGUCCUCGUUUGCCAGCGCCGACAGCAAUGGCAGUGGCAGCAACUUUGGCGCCGAUUCCGAGGACUCGCUCAUUGGCCAAACGCGCAGGCAAGCACCGCCUAGACAGAAGAUUAAUGCACGGGAACGCCAUCGCACUUUCAACGUGAAUGCUGCAUAUGAGGCGCUGCGCGGCUUGAUCCCCACGGAACCCGUUAAUCGCAAACUGUCCAAAAUCGAAAUAAUACACUUGGCCAGCAGCUAUAUAACGCACCUACGGAGCACAUUGCACGCAGGAACCGAUAGGCAGCCCUGUUUGCGCCAGAAGUGGGAGCACAAGUGCGACAACGACGGCAACAGAGCUGCGGAGCGUGUUAACAUUUGCACAUUUUGCAUGCGACCAAAGUUUUCACCACCUACGAGAAAUGUAAAAUAG
Molecule: messenger RNA, 742 nt
Organism: Drosophila navojoa
Lineage: Eukaryota; Metazoa; Arthropoda; Insecta; Diptera; Drosophilidae
Product: transcription factor 15
Biological process (GO): developmental process; regulation of transcription by RNA polymerase II
Molecular function (GO): RNA polymerase II transcription regulatory region sequence-specific DNA binding; DNA-binding transcription factor activity, RNA polymerase II-specific; protein dimerization activity
Source: RefSeq, a predicted model, not a curated record